Molecule: messenger RNA, 2092 nt
Organism: Aquila chrysaetos chrysaetos
Lineage: Eukaryota; Metazoa; Chordata; Aves; Accipitriformes; Accipitridae
Product: SLAM family member 9-like
Exons: 8
Coding region: 58-1188 (376 amino acids)
Source: RefSeq, a predicted model, not a curated record
CAUCUCUCCUGCUGCUGACUCUGCCCACUGAGCCACACGAAGAGUCGAGGAGGAGAAAUGGAGGGGGAAUUGGCCAGGAGCAAAGCCCAGCUACCCUCGCUGCUCCUGGCGCUGCUCAGCCUCGGGCCAGGCAUCUUGGCCGAGGUGCGUUUUAAGGCGGACAAUGAGGUUUUGCAGAUGCUGGCUGGGAACUCCUCCCAGACUCUGUUGGAGCGUUGCUCUGAGCUCCUCUUCGGCCAAGCCAGGGCACAGCCCCAGCAGGUGAAUGGUGUCCUGGGGGGGACCGUGCUGCUCUCCCCGGCUCUGCCCCCCAACAAGACAGUGAAGGAGAUCGAGUGGAGCUUUUCAGCUGGUGCUGGUGCCACCAUUCAAGUGGCAGAGUUUGGCCCCGGCGGCUUUGAGCGCCCCGACCCCAAGGACCGGUUCAAGGACCGGCUGGAGAUGUUCAACAAGACGGCGCUGAAGAUCAGGGCCCUGGAGCGGGACGACAGCGGGGUCUACGGGGCUCGGAUUAAACUGCAGCCGGCGCUGGUGGAGGAUCAGUUCUUCAACCUCUCCAUCUAUGAGUCGGUGCCAAGCCCCCGGACUCGCAGCCAGCUCCUGGCCAGCACCCUGGAGUGGUGCAACCUGACAUUGCAGUGCCAGGGCGCCGGCAAAGGCGCCGUCAAUGUCACCUGGAAGAAGGACAACGUCAUCUGGGACCUGACCUCUGACCGCCACCAGCUCUCCCCGGAUGGGACCACCCUACGGUUGGCCCUACCACCCACUGCCGCCAAUGUCACCUACGCCUGCACCGUCAGCAACCCUGCUGACCAGAAAGUCGUCCUCUUUGACCUGCAAGCCAUCUGCCAAAGCGGAGGGGGACAGACAUCCUUCUCAAAGUCAGGGUACAUCGUCCUGACCCUCAUCCUGCUGGCGGUGAGCUUGGGGGGAGCCUUCUGGUGCUGGCGGAUGAAUAGUGAGAAGGCAGCAGACCCAGCUGCCACCCCCACGGUGCCCGCCGAGGAGAGCCCCUCUGACCCCCAGUACACCGAGAUCGUGCGCCGGAGCCCCCCGGAAGGUAAUGACCAGGGCCUCAGUCACCCCGAAAAUAACCAGGAGCAGAGCCCGCCACAGAAAGCACUGGUCACCACCGUCUACGAGCAGAUCCGCCGGGCGCCAGAGGACACAGCCGAAGAAGUGACAUAGGCCCUCAGGCACCCGCAGAGCCGGAGCAUCGGGAUUUCCCGGAAGGGCUGUAAAGUGCGUUGUGUGCCAAAUCCGAACCCUUCAGCCCCCCUUUUGGCUCCAGGGAUGGGAGACACCAUCUCGGGGCCAUAACCGGCCGGAUACUUUCCCCCCCACCUCCGGUUUCUCUCCAAUCUCCUUGUCUGAUGCCCUUCGAGACUGUUUUGGGGAGCAGGAUCCCGGACCAAGGCAGAGACAAGUGGCAGCGAAGAUGGGGGACCCUCUGUGGUCCCCAGUUACCCCGGGAUGGGGACACACACACACACACACACCGGGGUUCACCUCCCACGUGCCGCCACUGCCGGGCUUGGCCGGGGCUGGGGGCAUUGGGGAGGGCAGGGGCACAUCCUGGUGCCAGCCAGGCCAUGCUGCUUCAGCACGGCACUGCACGUCCAGGAUGAGACCCCCUUGGGCACACUGACAACCCCCAACCCAUCCCACUCCCACCCAUUCCCAGGCCUCCCCCCCACCUCCAGCUCCCCCCCAGGGCCUCACAGGGACCCUCUGUCGGGAGAUGCCCACGCAGGGUGGACCUGCCCACCCGCUUCGCUGCUGCCACAGAGACACGGGGAGGGGGGACACUGGGGUGUCCCCCCAGCCCCAUCCCAUGCAGCUUCCACUGGAGUGGAGCUGGGUGGCAUCUCCAGGGCCAUGGAGGGAUGCAGAAGGGACUGUCGCCCAAGCAGACCCACUGAGAAGCACCCCCCCCUUCCCUACUCCCCGAGCUGUUGCCUAUGUAGCCGGUAUUGUGACGAUGGAGGGGGUGUCCCACUGCCUGUGUGUCCAGCAUCUACUGUCACGGGGCCCCUCGCUCGGCCAGACCUCCCACCGUUGUAAAAACAGCAAAUAAAUGUUGGUGAGAUCA